GUCAACUACGAUAUCAUGAAAUCCUAUUAUUGUUUCCAAUUUUGAUAAAAUGUGCCAAUUUCGCAGCGAUCAAACUAAAAGAUCAGCGUAGGAGAUAAUAAAGACGCUACUCCGUGUAUCACUCAUCCUUUUGGUGUCGUGGCAGAGAUCACUGAUGAUAAAUUACUACCAAAACAGGUGCGGAAACGUCUCCGAUUUGUUGAAUCGUGUGAAACUCUUAAAAUUAGCAGAUAUACUGUACAAUCUCUGUGACCUUGAUUGACGACCCCAGUUGGUCGGACGGAUGAUCGAGUAGCGGAAUAUUUUGAAUGGGCAAAGAAGGUGAUUGACGCAGUGCGAGAUCUAUGUUAGAUGUUUCAAAGAAGUGGACUUGUAUUGGCCUAAUUAUUGUGCCCCUUUGAGCACUAGGAUGGCACCAAAAUCAUCCCUCACUUGUGUACAAUGCGAGAAAUCAUUUUUGACCAAGCAAAGUCUUGUCAGACAUAUUUGCAUUCAUACAGGAGAAAAACCGUUCCAAUGCCAAUAUUGUGAGAAAUCAUUUUCAGGUAAGAGGAAUCUUUUGUCUCAUAAACGUAUUCAUACUGGAGAAAAACCAUUGAGAUGUCUGCUAUGUGAGAAAUCAUUUGUAACCAAGCAAAAGCUUAUACAACACAUAUGCCAGAACAAUGGAGGAAAACCAUUCCAAUGCAAAUAUUGUGAGAAAUCAUUUUUACAGAAGAGACAUCUAUUGACUCAUGGACGUAUUCACACUGGAGAAAAACCAUUCAAGUGCAAGUAUUGUGAGAAACAAUUUUCACAGAAUGGACAUCUAUUGACUCAUGAGCGUAUCCACACAGGAGAAAAGCCACACAAAUGCAAAUAUUGUGAGAAAUCGUUUUCACAGACGGGAUGUCUAGUGACUCAUGAACGUCGUGUUCACACUGGAGAAAAACGAUUCAGAUGUGUGCAAUGUGAGAAAUCAUUUGUAACUCGGCAAAAGCUUGUAAUACAUAUUCGUAAGCACACAGGAGAAAAACCAUUCCAGUGCAAAUAUUGUGAGAAAUUGUUUUCACGGAGUGACAGUCUAUUGACGCAUGAGCGUAUUCACAUAGGAGAAAAACCAUUCAAAUGCAAAUAUUGUGGGAAAUCAUUUUCAGGGAAGAGGAAUAUUUUGAAUCAUGAACGUGUUCACACUGGAGAAAAACCAUUCAGAUGUGUACAAUGUGAGAAAUCAUUUGUAACUAAGCAAGGUCUUGUAAUGCAUAUUCGUAAGCACACAGGAGAAAAACCAUUCCAGUGCAAAUAUUGUGAGAAAUCGUUUUCACGGAGUGGAAGUCUAUUGGCUCAUGAGCGUUUUCACACAGGAGAAAAGCCAUUCCAAUGCCAAUAUUGUAAGAAAUCAUUUUCACAGAAGGGAUAUCUUUUGACUCAUGGACGUAUUCACACUGGAAAAAAACCAUUCCAGUGCAAAUAUUGUGAGAAAUCAUUUUCACAGAAGGGACAUCUAUUGACUCAUGGACGUAUUCACACUGGAGAAAAACCAUUCAAGUGCAAGUGUUGUGAGAAACAAUUUUCACAGAAUGGACAUCUAUUGACUCAUGAGCGUAUCCACACAGGAGAAAAGCCAUUCAAAUGCAAAUAUUGUGAGAAAUCAUUUUCAGAUAAGAGCAGUAUUUUGAAUCAUGAACGUGUUCACACUGGAGAAAAACGAUUCAGAUGUGUGCAAUGUGAGAAUUCAUUUGUAACCAAGCGAAGUCUUGUAAUGCAUAUUCGUAAGCACACAGGAGAAAAACCAUUCCAGUGCAAUUAUUGUGAGAAAUUUUUUUCACGCAGUGGAAGUCUUUUGAAUCAUGAGCGUAUUCACACAGGAGAAAGACCGUUCAGAUGUGUACAAUGUGAGAAAUCAUUUGUAACCAAGCAAAGUCUUGAAAUGCAUAUUCGGAUUCACACUGGAGAAAAACCAUUCCAGUGCAAGUAUUGUGAGAAAUCAUUUUCACAGACUGGACAUCGAUUGAUUCAUGAGCGUAUUCACACUGGAGAAAAACCGUUUAGAUGUGUACAAUGUGAGAGAUCAUUUUUCUCAAAGCAGGCUCUUGUCAGUCAUAGUCAUGUUCAUGCAGGAGACGAACCAUUCCAACUCAGCUUCAACUGUAAAUAUUGUCAUAAAACCUUUAAGAGUGAGUCUGGCUUACGAAAACAUAAACGCAGCCACAAUGAUACUUCUCGUAAUACUCGCAAGGUGUCUGAUGCAAGUCCCGGCAAGGAUAAACGGUUAAAGUCAAAAAGUGGCAAAGCUAUGAAAAGUUCUCGUUCAAGGUCUCGUUGUGAGCAAACUGAUGUGGGAGAAGAUGCAGUAGUAUUAACUGGUCCUUCAAAUAACAAUAAUUCUCCAAAUGGACAAAACCCAGUCCCUGCAAGUUCUGCGACGUAUGAAUGUUUGAUCAGCAGAGAGCCUGAGAGUGAGGUAUCAAAGUUGCCUGCUGCAGUCGGGUGUUUGGACAUGGAUAUCAAGGAUGCUGCUGCAAAAAUUGCUGUUAUCAAUGGGAAUGAAACUGUUGGUCUGGGUACUGCCAAAAGAGAAGAUUAUGAAGUUUUGCGGCUGGGUGUGAAACGAGAUUCGAUUGAUCAUAAUUCUAAUCAGCUUGGAAAUGUUAAAAGUCAACUCAUUGACAUGUUUGCUGCCGACCAGUCUGAUGGAAGUGUUGAACCAGCCCUCACAUCUGCUACAGGGCAGUCCAGGGUUGAACUAGACAUACGUUCUGUUCAUGUUACAGAGGAGAGAAAUGUCAACAGUGGGGCCUUCAACCUGCCAUGUAACACAUCUCCUAUAGAACAGUCCAAUGUCAAAAGUGAGCCAUGUAACACAUCUCCUAUAGAACAGUCCAAUGUCAAAAGUGAGCCAUGUAACACAGGAAAGGUCAAAGGUGAGCCGUUCGACGCAUUUCCUAAAGAGGGGGCCAAUGUCAAAAGUGAGCCAUGUGACUUGUCUCUUCUAGAGCAGGUCAAUGUAAAAAGUAAGCAGUGUGACAUGUCUCUUCAAGAGCAGGGUUAUAUCAUAGAGGUAGUGAGACCGUGUGAAAUGUCAGGUAACAUGUCUCCUGUUAAGCAGGCAGAUGUCAAAGGUGAGCCGUUUGACGGCGCAUUUCCUAAAGAGGGGGCCAAUGUCAAAAGUGAGCCAUGUGACACAUCUCCUACAGACCAGGUCAAUGUAAAAAGUGAGCAAUAUGACUUGUCUCUUCAAGAGCAGGGAUAUAUCAUACAGGUAGUUGGACCAUGUGACAUAUAUCCUACAGAUCAGGCCAAUGUCAAAGGUGAACCAGGUGACAUGUGUCCUUUCGAACAGGCCAAGGUGAUAAGAGAAAAGCCACACAAAUGCAUUUAUUGUGAGAAAUCGUUUUCACAGACGGGAUGUCUAGUGACUCAUGAACGUCGUGUUCACACUGGAGAAAAACGAUUCAGAUGUGUGCAAUGUGAGAAAUCAUUUGUAACUCGGCAAAGGCUUGUAAUACAUAUUCGUAAGCACACAGGAGAAAAACCAUUCCAGUGCAAAUAUUGUGAGAAAUUGUUUUCACGGAGUGACAGUCUAUUGACGCAUGAGCGUAUUCACACAGGAGAAAAACCAUUCAAAUGCAAAUAUUGUGGGAAAUCAUUUUCAGGGAAGAGGAAUAUUUUGAAUCAUGAACGUGUUCACACUGGAGAAAAACCAUUCAGAUGUGUACAAUGUGAGAAAUCAUUUGUAACUAAGCAAGGUCUUGUAAUGCAUAUUCGUAAGCACACAGGAGAAAAACCAUUCCAGUGCAAAUAUUGUGAGAAAUCGUUUUCACGGAGUGGAAGUCUAUUGGCUCAUGAGCGUUUUCACACAGGAGAAAAGCCAUUCCAAUGCCAAUAUUGUAAGAAAUCAUUUUCACAGAAGGGAUAUCUUUUGACUCAUGGACGUAUUCACACUGGAAAAAAACCAUUCCAGUGCAAAUAUUGUGAGAAAUCAUUUUCACAGAAGGGACAUCUAUUGACUCAUGGACGUAUUCACACUGGAGAAAAACCAUUCAAGUGCAAGUGUUGUGAGAAACAAUUUUCACAGAAUGGACAUCUAUUGACUCAUGAGCGUAUCCACACAGGAGAAAAACCAUUCCAGUGCAAAUUUUGUGAUAAAUCAUUUCCACAGAAGGGAAAUCUAUUGAUUCAUGGACGUAUUCACACUGGAAAAAAACCAUUCCAGUGCAAAUAUUGUGAGAAAUCAUUUUCACAGAAGGGACAUCGAUUGACUCAUGAGCGUAUCCACACAGGAGAAAAACCAUUCCAAUGCAAAUAUUGUUAUAAAUCAUUUCCACAGAAGGGAUAUCUAUUCAUUCAUGAGCGUAUUCACACUGGAGAAAAACCAUUCCAGUGCAAGUAUUGUGAGAAAUUAUUUUCACGCAGUGGAAGUCUUUUGAAUCAUGAGCGUAUUCACACAGGAGAAAGACCGUUCAGAUGUGUACAAUGUGAGAGAUCAUUUUUCUCAAAGCAGGCUCUUGUCAGUCAUAGUCAUGUUCAUGCAGGAGACGAACUAUUCCAACUCAGCUUCAACUGUAAAUAUUGUCAUAAAACCUUUAAGAGUGAGUCUGGCUUACAAAAACAUAAACGCAGCCACAAUGAUACUUCUCGUAAUACUCGCAAGGUGUCUGAUGCAAGUCCCGGCAAGGAUAAACGGUUAAAGUCAAAAAGUGGCAAAGCUAUGAAAAGUUCUCGUUCAAGGUCUCGUUGUGAGCAAACUGAUGUGGGAGAAGAUGCAGUAGUAUUAACUGGUCCUUCAAAUAACAAUAAUUCUCCAAAUGGACAAAACCCAGUCCCUGCAAGUUCUGCGACGAAUGAAUGUUUGAUCAGCAGAGAGCCUGAGAGUGAGGUAUCAAAGUUGCCUGCUGCAGUCGGGUGUUUGGACAUGGAUAUCAAGGAUGCUGCUGCAAAAAUUACUGUUAUCAAUGGGAAUGAAACUGUUGGUCUGGGUACUGCCAAAAGAGAAGAUUAUGAAGUUUUGCGGCUGGGUGUGAAACGAGAUUCGAUUGAUCAUAAUUCUAAUCAGCUUGGAAAUGUUAAAAGUCAACUCAUUGACAUCUUUGCUGCCGACCAGUCUGAUGGAAGUGUUGAACCAGCCCUCACAUCUGCUACAGGGCAGUCCAGGGCUGAACUAGACAUACGUUCUGUUCAUGUUACAGAGGAGAGAAAUGUCAACAGUGGGGCCUUCAACCUGCCAUGUAACACAUCUCCUAUAGAACAGUCCAAUGUCAAAAGUGAACCAUGUAACACAUCUCCUAUAGAACAGUCCAAUGUCAAAAGUAAGCCAUGUAACACAUCUCCUAUAGAACAGUCCAAUGUCAAAAGUAAGCCAUGUAACACAUCUCCUAUAGAACAGUCCAAUGUCAAAAGUGAGCCAUGUAACACAUCUCCUAUAGAACAGUCCAAUGUCAAAAGUGAGCCAUGUAACACAUCUCCUAUAGAACAGUCCAAUGUCAAAAGUGAGCCAUGUAACACAUCUCCUAUAGAACAGACCAAUGUCAAAAGUAAGCAGUGUGACAUGUCUCUUCUAGUGCAGGGUUAUAUCAUAGAGGUAGUGAGACCGUGUGAUAUGUUAGGUAACAUGUCUCCUUCUAAGCAGGGAAAGGUCAAAGGUGAGCCGUUCGACGCAUUUCCUAAAGAGGGGGCCAAUGUCAAAAGUGAGCCAUGUGACUUGUCUCUUCAAGAGCAGGUCAAUGUAAAAAGUAAGCAGUGUGACAUGUCUCUUCAAGAGCAGGGUUAUAUCAUAGAGGUAGUGAGACCGUGUGAAAUGUCAGGUAACAUGUCUCCUGUUAAGCAGGCAGAUGUCAAAGGUGAGCCGUUUGACGGCGCAUUUCCUAAAGAGGGCGCCAAUGUCAAAAGUGAGCAAUGUGACUUGUCUCUUCAAGAGCAGGGAUAUAUCAUUCAGGUAGUUGGACCAUGUGACAUAUAUCCUACAGAUCAGGCCAAUGUCAAAGGUGAACCAGGUGACAAGUGUCCUUUCGAACAGGCCAAGGUGAUAAGUGAGCCAGAUAACUUGUCUCCUAUUGAGCAGGUUGAUAUCAAAAGCGAACCAUGUGACAUUUCUCCUGUAGAGUUGGCCAAUAUGAAGAGUGGAACAAGUGCAACAUCUCCUGUAGGUCUGGGGGAUGACAUGUCUCAAGCAGGACAUGUUAGGGUAGAGCAGGAAAACUCCAGUGGUGCCCAGGUCGAUAUGUCCAAGAUUGAUGAAUACAUUGCAGUGUUUGAUCGCUGGGCAGAAAUGUUGUGUGAAAAUACAGAUUAGGUCAAGAGAAUAAAACUGUUGUAUUCUCCUGGUAAAUCCGUCAAAAAGGCGACCAGUCUUAGUCUCAUGUGUAUGGAGAGUUUGGUUUCCUCUUUUUUUAUUGAGUUUGAGGAUGCAUGGAAAUAGACCACGUGAUUGGUACAUUGUGUAAAA
Molecule: messenger RNA, 6424 nt
Organism: Lineus longissimus
Lineage: Eukaryota; Metazoa; Nemertea; Pilidiophora; Heteronemertea; Lineidae
Exons: 4
Coding region: 410-6271 (1953 amino acids)
Biological process (GO): regulation of transcription by RNA polymerase II
Molecular function (GO): RNA polymerase II cis-regulatory region sequence-specific DNA binding; DNA-binding transcription factor activity, RNA polymerase II-specific
Source: RefSeq, a predicted model, not a curated record